Molecule: messenger RNA, 1545 nt
Organism: Dioscorea cayenensis subsp. rotundata (Guinea yam)
Lineage: Eukaryota; Viridiplantae; Streptophyta; Magnoliopsida; Dioscoreales; Dioscoreaceae
Product: formamidopyrimidine-DNA glycosylase
Biological process (GO): base-excision repair
Cellular component (GO): nucleus
Molecular function (GO): zinc ion binding; damaged DNA binding; DNA-(apurinic or apyrimidinic site) endonuclease activity
Source: RefSeq, a predicted model, not a curated record
AAAAUGAACGGUUAAUAUAUCUCCAAAUUGUGACAAUACUCAAAACGCACGAACCAAAGAGAACCAAAGAGCAUUAGCAUUCGUGCCAUGCCGGAGCUCCCGGAGGUGGAGGCGGCUCGGCGAGCCCUAGAAGAGCACUGCGUGGGCAAGAGAAUCCGUAAAUGCGUUGCCGCUGAUGACGCGAAGGUCAUUGAUGGCGUGCCACAUUCUGUCUUUGAGUCCUCGCUCACUGGGAAGACCAUCGUCGCCACCCACCGCAAGGGCAAGAACCUGUGGCUCCAGCUUGACUCCCCUCCCUUCCCUUCCUUCCAAUUCGGGAUGGCUGGAGCGGUUUAUAUAAAGGGAGUGGCAGUGACGAAGUAUAAGAGGGCUGUGGUGAGUGAUGAGGAAGAGUGGCCAUCGAAGUACUCUAAAGUGUUUGUUGAGCUCGAAGAUGGCUUAGAAUUUUCUUUCACUGAUAAGAGACGUUUUGCCAGAGUUCGUUUGCUUGAAGAUCCAACAGGUGUGCCUCCAAUUUCUACACUAGGUCCAGAUGCGUUAACAGAGCUUAUGCCAUUGGAUGAAUUUGUGCACUCUCUUAGCGAGAAGAAGAUUGCAAUUAAGGCUUUGCUACUUGACCAGAGUUUCAUUUCAGGUAUUGGUAAUUGGGUCGCAGAUGAAGUUCUUUAUCAGGCAUGUAUUCACCCAUUGCAACCUGCUGCGAGCUUGUCCAAAGAGAGUUGUCAGUCUUUGCACAGAUGCAUUAAGGAGGUAAUUCAAUAUGCAGUAGAAGUUGAUGCCGAUUCUACUCAUUUCCCAAUUGAGUGGUUGUUUCAUGUUCGAUGGGGCAAAAAGUCUGGAAAACUGAAUGGUAAGAAGAUAGAUUUCGUCACAGCUGGUGGCCGUACUUCGGCCUUUGUACCAGAGUUGCAGAAGUUGAUUGGAGCACAAUCUGGCAAGACAGUAGUUCAAGCUACGAAAAGGUCGAAAUUGAAGGAAAGCAGUGAAGCUGAAGAAUCUGACAGUGAUGAGGAUUUCAAUGCAAAGACAAGUGAGAAAAAAAGCAAGGCCACAACUGUUAGAAGAAAGAAGCAGAGCGAUGAUGAUAGUGGUGAAGAAUCCGCAGUGAGGAGGAUUUGGACAAAAGGACAAAUACGAAAAAGAGCAAGGUCGCAACUGUUCAGAAGAAGAAGCAGAUCGAAAAUGAUAGUGAUGAAGAUGAGCCACAGAAAAAAGCAAGAGGUAAAACAAAGCCGAAGCGAACAAACUCCGGUCAAGCAAAGGCAAAACAGAAAAAAGCACAGAAAUAGGAUGUAAUGUGGAAUCGGAAAACUCGAACAGGUAGUUUAUUUAUGAAAAAUUAGGGUGCAUGAUGCUGUGUUGUGUUUGCUUUGUGUUUUGUUGACUCUCAAGUUUUGAGAUGUAAAUAGAUUAUUGAGCUUGCCUCUGUUUGACACUUAUUUUGAAAGGUGCAGAACGUUAAAUUGGGGUUCAGAUUUACAUUGUUGGGCAUAUUAGACAAUGAAGUUGGAUCGUUUAUAAAAGGAUAACUAAAAAAUAAAAUAA